AUGGGUAAAACAAAAACACCUUUAUGUGGAUUUCGUCGCAGAAACAAGCAAAAGGAAUCCUUCGAAAAUAACAACAUGGAAAACACAAACCAAGAAAAUGAUGACGAGCUCUACGUAGGAAACGAAAACACAAAUUACGAUAAUAAUAAUAAUUAUUAUGCACAAAAUAACAAUGAAAACAACGAAAAUAACAAUAACGAGGAGAAUUACGGAAACAACGACGACCAAAUGUUGGAAGGUGAGUUUACCGAAAAUCCCUUAAACUUAGAAAACGAGGAGUUUGAUUACAAUGGAAACGGUAAUGAAACUGGCGAUAAUGAGGAUUCUGAGACCCUCAACGAACUUUUGGAUAAGAUGGAAAACGAAGAUGUUGACUUGGAAAACAUCAAGAACUUAACAUUGACAAUGGACAAUAACUCAGAACUCAAAAACCUACAGUCAUUCGUUUCUAAUAAGCUGACUGAAUUACUGAAAAAGACAAGUUUGGGAGAAAAAUGCAUCAACUCCUUGGCACCUCUCUGCACAGGCCCUGAAUCUGGGCCCUUGGAUAAGCUCCUCAGUCUCGGAAAUGGAUGCUUACAUAAUAACCAAAACCCACUCAACAACGAGGAGUUUCAGGUACCAGAGAAAGAGGAAUAUAGAGAUCCACCUACCUUACCAUCUGGCAUCAAGUUUGUUGACGACUUUAACAAGCUACUCGACAGUUGGGCUGAUCAACCAUCGCAGGGCAACAAUUACACUGCCAACUUGUUCAAGAUUUUCAACUUAUCUGCACUCUUGAAACACUUGGGAGACCCACGAUACGUUGAAAUUUUAAACAAGUUAGGAGUUAACAAUCUGCUCAACUACCCAGAUAACAACAAGAAAUGGGACCAAAUUCUUCUCAACUGUGAAAACUCAGAUAAUGGCAACAUGGAGUACGUUAAACACCCAUUACCUGACCUACCAAAUCCCAAAGCUAUCUCAAAUUGUAAUACAAAGUUGGUUGAUUUACCAGAACUUGACAACAACAACGUUGAUGAACACGCCUUCAAACUCUACUGGGCAUAUACCAACACUUGGCUCAACAAGAUGUUUGGACCAUCAUUGCGCAACUCACACAAAUUCGUACAACCUACUAAAAAUUGGUACAUGAACAUGGAACGGGCAUCCCAGUUAUUCUUUUUAAGACUCUCAAAGACGCUUUGCUCUACUUAA
Theileria annulata is the source of this 1197-nucleotide messenger RNA. RefSeq lists its product as uncharacterized. The record is from RefSeq and is a predicted model, not a curated record. NCBI's taxonomy places the organism in Eukaryota, Apicomplexa, Aconoidasida, Piroplasmida, Theileriidae. The transcript has a single exon. Bases 1 to 1197 code for a protein of 398 amino acids.